Molecule: messenger RNA, 944 nt
Organism: Sinocyclocheilus rhinocerous
Lineage: Eukaryota; Metazoa; Chordata; Actinopteri; Cypriniformes; Cyprinidae
Product: pleckstrin homology domain-containing family M member 2-like
Exons: 7
Coding region: 62-796 (244 amino acids)
Biological process (GO): lysosome localization; regulation of protein localization; Golgi organization
Cellular component (GO): endosome membrane
Molecular function (GO): kinesin binding
Source: RefSeq, a predicted model, not a curated record
UGAACACAAGCGCGAGUCGGGAGCGCGCGUCAGCUGACAUCCGCGGAGAGAGCAGCCAGACAUGGACCAACUCAAAGUCAAAGACAGGAUCCUCGAAAACAUCUCUCUCUCCGUCAAGAAGUUGCAGAGUUACUUUGCUGCCUGUGAGGAUGAGACGCCAGCCAUCAGGAAUCACGACCGGGUUCUUCAGCGGUUGUGUGAACACCUGGAUCAUGCUCUGCUUUAUGGGCUGCAGGACAUCUCAUCAGGUUAUUGGGUACUCGUAUUACACUUCACACGACGAGAGGCUGUCCAACAGAUAGAUGAGCUCCAGCACAUAGCUACCAAUCUUGGCCGAAGUCGUUCCUGGCUUUACUUGGCACUCAGUGAAAGUUCUUUAGAAAGCUACCUCCGACUUUUUCAAGAGAAUCAAGGACUGCUCCAGAAAUACUAUUACAAAAAUGCACUGGUUUGCAGUCAUGACCAUCUCACUCUGUUUCUUACACUUGUCUCUGGCCUGGAGUUCAUUCGCUUUGACCUCGAAUUGGACGUGCCAUAUCUGGAUGUUGCUCCUUACAUGCCAGAAUACUACAAACCCCAGAAUCUGUUGGAUUUUGAGGAGAGGUUGCCAAGCUCUGAUAGCCUGUCUCUGCACUCUUUCACAUCCCUUACCUCCACUAACCUUGAGUGGGACGACAGUGCUAUUGCCCCAUCCAGUGAAGAUUAUGAUUUUGGUGACAUCUUCCCUGUGUUGCAGUCAUUGCCAAGUGCAGACUGGGAAGGUGGGACAUGGUUAUUUCCCCCCUCCCCAAUCUAACAUUCGCUACCCCAACCAAUCCAUUGGUACAAUUUAGCCUACUAACCAGCACUGCAUGGUCAUUUCACUCUGUGCAUGUUUGUUUAAUGCACAGAAGCUGUUAUAGGCAGUGUGCUUUUGAUGAUUUCAUAGAUGGGUUACUGGUGAC